UUGUUAAGUGACGCCUGUCAGCCAUCUUUUCUGUGAAGAUUUGGAGAAUUCUUCCCACCUACCUACGGACUAUUGGGAAUCAAUACUCAAUAGAAAUUAGAAUUAAUGAGACACCGAGCUGAAAGUUGAAUUAUCUAUAGAAUAGUAUAAACAAAACCAAAUUAUUGAAUGACUUCUUAAGUGGCAGUGGUUGUCAGUGUAUCUGGUGUAAUUUUAAAUUAUCUUAAUCGCAUGGAUGCAAGAUGACGCAGUUUCUGCCGCCGAAUCUUCUUGCAUUAUUUGCUGCCAGGGAUCCGAUACCCUACUUACCGCCAGCAUCGAAGUUACCACAUGAAAAGAAACAGAAAGGAUACGAUGGAGUGGGUGCCUUUCUCGAUUUCUUUGAGCACCCGUCCGAGACUCCCCCACCAACUCGGGUGGAAACACGGGAAGAGCGGCUGGAGCGCAAGAGGAGAGAGCGAGCCGAGCAGACCGCCUACAAGCUGGAGCAGGAGAUAGCCAUGUGGGACCCCACCACAAACCCGCGCUGCACCGGAGACCCUUUCAAAACACUUUUUGUUGCUAGAAUUAACUAUGACACAUCGGAGUCAAAACUUAGAAGAGAAUUUGAGGGCUAUGGAGCCAUUAAAAAGAUUUAUAUGAUCUUCAACAAAGAAACAACCAAGCCGCGGGGUUAUGCCUUUAUUGAGUAUGAACACGAGAGGGACAUGCACUCCGCGUACAAGCACGCUGACGGCAAGAAGAUCGACGGGAAGAGAGUGCUGGUUGAUGUGGAGCGCUCCCGGACCGUGAAGGGCUGGCUGCCGCGGAGGCUGGGCGGCGGGCUCGGCGGCACGCGACGCGGCGGUAACGACGUCAAUAUCAAGCACUCGGGCCGCGAGGACAACGAGCGCGAGCGGGAGCGGUACCGCCUGGAGCAGCGUGACCGCGACCGGGAGCGCGACCGCGAACAACACCCGGCGCGCGACCGUGUCCGCCGCCGCACGAGGUCUAGAUCCCGGCGCCGCUCCGGCUCCCGGACUCGCAGGCGCGACAAACCAGAGGAACCCCUCACCGCUGAACGUCGGCGGCGGCGGUCGCGCUCGCGGUCGGAGCGGCGGCGCGAGCGUCGCGAGAGAGACAAGGACAAGGAGCGCGACGCCACCAAGGAGCGCGGCGACCGAGACAAGGACAGGGAGCGCGAGCGACGCCGGCGCAGGGAGCGAGACCGGGAGCGCAAGGAGCCCAAGGUCAAGCCCGAGGACAUCAAGAUCAAGGAGGAGCCGCGCGACGAUUAUCCAGAGUUCAGCUUGCCUCCAAUGGAUGUUCAGAUCAAGCAGGAGCCUGAGGAUGACGAGAACAAAUACAACCCUGAGGAGGCCAAUGGAGACGACUACAACUACUAGCACACACAUAGGCGGACACGGCAUGUGCAACCAUCUCAUAAUAAUGUAUGUUUUACACAGUUUGAGAUGUUUAGAUAAUUUUAAAGAAACAGUGCACACUCAAACAGUCAACACUGAUUGUCCCUCAACACAGACACACACACAACUGUUACUUCACACACACACACACACUUCACUCCCCAUUAACAACAGGGUUCCUACAUUAUUGAACUUUUAUUAACACCAUCCCGCAGUAUUGUCACUGAGUAUUAUGUUCAUAAUUUAAGACCAGGUUUAUGAAAGUUUUAUGUGUAAUAUAUCUGUUGUUUCCUUGACUACUAUUUUACAUAGUUCAAUCUGUUUUAUAUUAUUUGUAUGGUUCUAAUGUAAGUUUGGGUCAUACCAACCAUACAGUGUGACUGGUGAGACGCUAAUGAGAUGGUCGAGAGUUCUAAUAGUUAAAAAGAAUCCUGCAAAUAAUUGAAUUGUAGAUACAACACCGCAUGUGACUCUUUGGUCAGUUAAUCGCAAGCACCAGCAGGUGCGUUUGUAGUGUUUGCGCCGCGUUACGUUAUUAUUUACUUAACUUUCGGCUGAUUUUAUUAAGAAGUCAACUAAUAUUUACUGUAAAUGUUAUUUGUGUUCUUUAUUUAUGAUCAUAUAUCAUGCUUUUUGUCUCGUUGGCGCCUCACACAUGCGAAGUAGUACAGUAUAGUACUUGCGUCACAGUAACAAAUAUGACAAUAUGUAUGUGUUGAAGUUAGUAUCUUAUUAUAACAACAAGUGUGUCUUAUGACAACGGUACAAACUCUAGCACUUCACCGAUUAUUGCAUAGUAAAUGUUAAAGUAACAUUGAGGUUAACACAGCCUGUAGGUUAUUAGAACUUGAAUGUUCAAGUUUUAGUUUAAUUAUGAGUAAGGAUCAUUUUUUUGUGAGUAUAAGACAGAAACAAGUAUUGUUGUACUGUUGGAAACGUAACAAGGCAAAUGAAUUAAGCAAUAUGUGUGCUUAGCUUAAGUUAAAUAAAUAUAUAAAGAGCCA
This is a messenger RNA of Leptidea sinapis, 2407 nucleotides long. It is a transcript of the gene snRNP-U1-70K, whose product is annotated as U1 small nuclear ribonucleoprotein 70 kDa. The record is from RefSeq and is a predicted model, not a curated record. Gene Ontology annotation, cellular component: precatalytic spliceosome; U2-type prespliceosome; U1 snRNP. Lineage: Eukaryota; Metazoa; Arthropoda; Insecta; Lepidoptera; Pieridae. The transcript has 9 exons. Gene Ontology annotation, biological process: mRNA splicing, via spliceosome. Bases 243 to 1385 code for a protein of 380 amino acids. Gene Ontology annotation, molecular function: mRNA binding; U1 snRNA binding.